AUGCCUUGCUGGGAGCCACCGGGCGAAGGGAAGGUAAAAUUCAAUGUGGAUGGUUCGUUUGAUGUGAGAAAGAGUCUACGUGGAUGCAGUGGGCUUGCGAGGAACCAGGAGGGCGUGGUAUUAUGCGGUUUCCUGCAUCGAAUGCCUUCUGGAUCGAGUUUAUCAACGGAGAUUUGGAGCAUCCUGUGGGCAUUGAAGGUUGCUUGGGAUCGAGGAUUCAGAAACCUGGAAAUUGAAGGAGAUUGUGCUGUGGCGGUGAACGCUGUGAUCAAGGGUGUUGGGAAGGAACAUCCGGAGUCUGGCGUAGUGCAUGAAGUCCAAAUGACGCUUGAACGGGAUUGGGUAGUCGACUUGCAUGUGUGUGACAGGGAGAAGCAAAUUGCUGCUGACGCCCUUGCCAAGUUUGCGAGUACCCUGGUAACAGAUCUGUCUUUCUUAAGUGAGCUUCCAAGCCAGCUGGGCUACAUAGUUAAGGAGGAUAGUGGCUGUGGUCGCCGGCGUGCCAGGAACCUAAUAGUAGUUAGUUUUGUCUGUGUUUACUUUGUCAUUUAA
This is a messenger RNA of Neltuma alba, 552 nucleotides long. RefSeq lists its product as uncharacterized. The record is from RefSeq and is a predicted model, not a curated record. NCBI's taxonomy places the organism in Eukaryota, Viridiplantae, Streptophyta, Magnoliopsida, Fabales, Fabaceae. The transcript has a single exon. Gene Ontology annotation, molecular function: nucleic acid binding; RNA-DNA hybrid ribonuclease activity. The coding region runs from base 1 to 552 and encodes 183 amino acids.